CAUCACAUUCCUCAGCAAAACACCUUUCCUCCCUGAACCCAGCACUCUUUUUGUCCCUUCGCUCCCUUCUUUUCCAAAAUUUACAUGCUCGCUUUUGCUGGGGAAUCUGUUUCUCCGUCUCUCGAACCUCCUCACUGUCAAGUUUACUUUUUUAUUUCAAAUUGUGCCCGAACGCUGCAAAGUAGCCGUACCCAGAUCUCGCUCAUUUUGGGUUUAAAUUUCUUAUCUGUUACUCGCUCUCUUGCUUGAGGUGCGUUUGGGAACUGGGGUGUUCGUAGUUCUGGCAUCAAAGCUAACAGUUCUUGUGCACAUAUAGAGCUUUGGGGAUGACGAUGCUAGCGAUGAUCAAAAUUUAUUCUUACUCUUUCCACUGUGCUUGUGGGUUGAAAGUGGAAUCUCUAGUGUGUUGUGUCGUCAGAUGAUUACAAGUGAAGCGUGGUGGAAGAAAAUUGUAACAUAUUCUGGAAAAUCUCCUCUUUGGCUGGUAGAUACUGGCUUGACAUAGUCAGAAGAAUUCAGAGCUGGUUUUAGUGCGAUAUUCUGAUAAAAAAUAGCUAAAACGGGGUCACUUUGUUGUGUGGCUUCAAGGCCACAUGGGUCAAAUGCGGACAGUAGGGACUGGUCAAUGGGUCCCCAUGAGCCCUACUGGCAUACCAACACAAGCUUUUCACCACUUCCAUCAAGAUGGGACUUCAGAUUCCAAUCUGAAGGGCUGCCAUAUGAUGGUAUUGACCGCCGUGGUUCUUCUACUUUAUACAGUGAGAAAGACCUUAGGGGCUCGGUGAGAGACAAUCGCCUGUAUGAGCUUCACUAUUCUGCAUUGGAUGGCACUGAACCUUUCCUUAACAGUCCAUCUGACUUCUCUCAGGGUCCUCAGCGAACACCUCCGGUGAUACAGGAAAUAAGUAUUGAUGAUUAUGAAACUGCAACUAGGAAAGAUUCAGGCCGUAUAUUUUUUGCAUCAACCAAGGAGGGAACAUCAGAAAAUCCAGAUAGUUGGGGCUCUUCUUCAUCCCGGUCAGAGAGUAGUGAAUCUGAGUUAUUUGCAAAAUCACACUUACUGGCCCAGCAGAAUUUUUCUCGCCACCAGUCUUUUAUCUCUAAACCCAUUCAUCCUUUGUCCUUUCCUGACCUUACUUAUACAAGGGAAGCCUUUGACCCUGCAGUUACAGGUUUCUCUGAGGCUGGUGCUUCCACUUCACUCGGAGAUUCUCAGCAAUGUAGUAGUGCCAGCAGCAGUCUUGAUUUUGCAGAUGCUACUGUGUCUUUUGAAUCUGAAACACCAGCUCGCCCUCAUAAUGAUGGAUUCAGAUGCAGUUUGUGUGAGAGGCUUCUGUCACAGAGAUCACCUUGGAGUUCCCGACGAAUUGUGAGAAGCAGAGACAUGCCUACAACUGGGGUUCUUCCUUGUCGCCAUGUCUUCCAUGCAGAAUGUUUGGAGCAGGCGACUCCAAAUUUGCGGAAAAAUGACCCCCCUUGCCCUCUCUGUAGCCGAGUGACAGAAAGUUCACCUGAUCAACGGGGUCCUCUGAAUUUGAAGAAUGGUUUUCCUAGGAUUAGGCCGUUUUAUGAGGACGGACACUCAAGACCUUGGGGCUGUGCGCAGGUGGGUGAUUGUGUUGAAGGGGCCUUGCAUGCACCACCACGCAACACGAUGUUCUUACUAAAUCGGAAUCGCAUAAAAAAGAAUCUUUCUUUGAAGGGUAAUUCAAGCAAGGAAUUUCCCGGCAAGGUGAAGAAAAGCGAAUCAUAUUCUUCACAUUUGUUCGGUGGAAGCUCAGCUGAUCAGGAAGCAGUUGGUUACUCAAAUGCAAAAGCAGGCCCAAGCAUGAGCAAGUGAUCAGAAAAGGUCUCCGAAAUUUGAAACUUGGAAGUUCACAAGCUAACAAUGGUGCUACUUUAGCUCAAAAGUGAAAUUAUAGUAGAGGUGGUUCAUAACCCUGUGAUGGUUUUGUAUGUACCAUAUUGAUCUGGUGAAUGUGUCUUGGAAAGUUGAAAGAGUGUAAUCGUCUACUGCUUUUGCUUUCAGAAUGAAAUUUAGUCAAGAUUUCAAACCUGUUCUAAUUUUGGCAAAUUUGAAUUGAGCGAUUAUUGCAU
Messenger RNA from Neltuma alba, 2097 nucleotides. RefSeq lists its product as uncharacterized. The record is from RefSeq and is a predicted model, not a curated record. Lineage: Eukaryota; Viridiplantae; Streptophyta; Magnoliopsida; Fabales; Fabaceae. The coding region runs from base 626 to 1840 and encodes 404 amino acids. The transcript has 4 exons. Gene Ontology annotation, molecular function: metal ion binding.